Messenger RNA from Fusarium poae, 237 nucleotides. RefSeq lists its product as uncharacterized. The coding region runs from base 1 to 237 and encodes 78 amino acids. The record is from RefSeq and is a predicted model, not a curated record. Gene Ontology annotation, molecular function: protein heterodimerization activity. Gene Ontology annotation, cellular component: nucleoplasm; kinetochore. The transcript is spliced from 4 exons. Gene Ontology annotation, biological process: kinetochore assembly; mitotic cell cycle; chromosome segregation. NCBI's taxonomy places the organism in Eukaryota, Fungi, Ascomycota, Sordariomycetes, Hypocreales, Nectriaceae.
AUGGCAUUCGGAAAGAAGCCUUAUCCCAAGGCGACAGUAAAGAAGAUUAUCAAGGCUCAUUCGAACCACAAUAUCAAGAAGAAUGCCGAUAUUACUAUCUUCCUUGACUACAUCUUGUUCAUGGAAACUCUUGUCAAAGAAGCGGCGAUCCACUCCAAGCAGUCUGGAGAGCGAGGACUGUCUGCGCGAAGUGUCAAGAAGGUGACGAGGGAUACAUUGAUCAAGUUCAAGGGUUGA